This is a messenger RNA of Aspergillus tubingensis, 960 nucleotides long. RefSeq names its product 3-hydroxyacyl-CoA dehydrogenase family protein. The coding region runs from base 1 to 960 and encodes 319 amino acids. Gene Ontology annotation, molecular function: NAD+ binding; oxidoreductase activity, acting on the CH-OH group of donors, NAD or NADP as acceptor. The transcript is spliced from 3 exons. The record is from RefSeq and is a predicted model, not a curated record. NCBI's taxonomy places the organism in Eukaryota, Fungi, Ascomycota, Eurotiomycetes, Eurotiales, Aspergillaceae. Gene Ontology annotation, biological process: fatty acid metabolic process.
AUGCUGUCUUCAUCAUUGCGCUCUCUCUGCCACCGGGGCCCCUCAAUGGCCUCGCGGGCCUUCAGCACCUCGUCCGCCGUCCAUGCUGCCGAGGUUAAGUCGCUGGGUGUGAUAGGAGCUGGGCAGAUGGGAUUAGGAAUUGCUCUAGUAGCUGCCCAGAAAGCCCAAGUCCCAGUGACCCUUAUCGACAACUCCCAAGCUUCCAUUGACAAGGGACUCAAGUUUGCCGACAAACUCCUCGACAAAGAUGUAUCCAAAGAACGUCUCACCCGGGACGCCGCCGACGCUGCCCGGGCGCGCAUCACCACGAGCCUCAAAAUGGACGACCUCUCCACCGUCGACUUCGUCAUCGAAGCCGUCCCCGAGAUCCCUGACCUUAAGACUUCUAUCUUCUCAAAACUCGCCCAAAUCGCCCCUAAGCAUGCCAUUCUCGCUACCAACACCUCCUCUAUCUCCAUCACCAAGAUCGCAGCCGCCACCACUACAGACCCCAGGGACCUGCAGGCCCCCUCGCGCGUCAUCUCCACGCACUUCAUGAACCCCGUGCCCGUGCAAAAGGGCGUAGAAAUUAUUGCUGGCUUGCAAACCUCCCAGGAAACAAAGGAUACCGCUAUCGCUUUUGUCCAGCGUAUGGGCAAGGUCGCUUCUGUUUCUGCGGACUCGCCUGGUUUCCUGGCGAACCGGAUCCUCAUGCCGUAUAUCAAUGAGGCGAUCAUCUGUUUAGAGACCGGCGUCGGUGGUCGUGAGGAUAUUGAUAACAUCAUGAAGACGGGCACAAAUGUGCCUAUGGGUCCGUUGGUGUUGGCGGACUUCAUCGGUCUGGAUACUUGUCUCGCUAUCAUGAAUGUCUUGCAUCAGGAGACUGGUGAUAGUAAGUACCGGCCAUCCGGGCUGUUGAAGCGUAUGGUUGAUGCUGGGUGGCUGGGCAAGAAGACUGGAAAGGGCUUCUACGACUAUUAA